Molecule: messenger RNA, 1189 nt
Organism: Teleopsis dalmanni
Lineage: Eukaryota; Metazoa; Arthropoda; Insecta; Diptera; Diopsidae
Product: JNK1/MAPK8-associated membrane protein-like
Exons: 5
Coding region: 212-1117 (301 amino acids)
Biological process (GO): response to unfolded protein
Cellular component (GO): membrane
Molecular function (GO): ubiquitin protein ligase binding
Source: RefSeq, a predicted model, not a curated record
AAUAGUUUUUUUUGCAACACUUUUUGAAAAACAACAUUAGAGAUAUUCACCAUCAUUUCUUAAGCCAGUGAGGUGAAUAAAAAACGGCUGUUGACAAAUAAACUAGCGUAGGGAAAUGUUGAACUAAAAAUCAAAACAAACAAAAUAAAGUUAAAAAAAUAUAUAAGAGAAUGUGAAAAAAUAAUUUGCAAAUUGUUUUGCAUUCACAAAAAUGUACACCUCUUUGGAACGCUGUCCAGGCACAUAUUGUGGUCGAACUUUACUUGACAACAAUGGGACUUGGAGUGAAUGUGGUGCAUGCCCCCGUGGUUCACGCGUAAACGAAUAUUUUGCUUGUGCGGAAUGUCAAGAGGAAUUAAAUUUAUAUUCUUGGUUGUAUCUAGGAUUUAUGACCAUGCUACCAUUAAUGAUGCAUUGUUUUUUUAUUGAUUUAGAUGCAAAAGACAGAAAAUUUUCACGAAAACAACUUACGUUAACUACUUGUGCGUUUGCUGAAGUGAUAAUUUCAUCAAUACUCUCGAUAUUAAUGAUGGAGCCACUAUGGGAAUUUCGACUGCACGCGUGUCAUGUUCGGAAAAUUACUGACUGGUAUACAUUGUUUUAUAAUCCCAACCCAAAUUAUCAACAGCGUUUAUAUUGUACACAGGAAGCAGUAUAUCCAUUACAAACAAUAGUAUUGGUUUUUUACUUUUUAUGUCUCAUUACAAUGUUCAUCAUUCGUCCUAUAAUUGCCAGCAUCAUGGAUAUACGGGGACGAUCGCCAGUCUAUUCUGCACUUUAUUUUUUACCUUUAUUAAUAUUUAUACAUGCUCUGGCUGGCGGUCUCAUAUAUUUCUCAUUUCCAUAUUUAAGCAUAGUUAUAUCCAUGAUUGCCAAUGCAAUUCAUUACUCUGUCAAACUGGAUCAGUCAUUUAAAUCUUUAAUAAAGAGUUCUUUUGAAGUAAAGAACUUGGUCAUUAUAGCAUCGCACUGGAUGUUGUUAGCAUAUGGCAUUGUAUCUUUGGGACAUCACACAGCUCUUUUGGCACUUAUACCUUUUCCGUCAGUAUUUUACAUUCUAACUGUACGUUGUACUGAUCCAGCAGAAUUUCGUGAAGUUGAAAAUCGUUCAAGUUGAGAUUAUUGUGAAGUUAAGUUUAUAUUGUAGUUUAUAUAAUAAUUUUAUAGGUAUAUAGCUUUUUUACGUUAA